Macrosteles quadrilineatus (aster leafhopper) is the source of this 2127-nucleotide messenger RNA. Its product is annotated as lactosylceramide 4-alpha-galactosyltransferase-like. Gene Ontology annotation, biological process: glycosphingolipid biosynthetic process. The transcript has 4 exons. Lineage: Eukaryota; Metazoa; Arthropoda; Insecta; Hemiptera; Cicadellidae. Gene Ontology annotation, molecular function: hexosyltransferase activity. The record is from RefSeq and is a predicted model, not a curated record. The coding region runs from base 1 to 1338 and encodes 445 amino acids.
AUGGAUGCAGAAGUACCCAGGAUACCAUUUACAGAACGAACAACUCUUCAAGUAGAGGAGCCAACUCAUAAAAACACACCACGACUCAAGCCAACCAGAGUCUGCGUCAUAUUGGUGGUAGUAGCUCUCACGUUAGUCAUCAUACUCUUCCACCACUUCCACCACAGCUCCCCUAUCCGACGGAAACCCACCAGGUCAGGAGGUCACGUCAGCAUCUUGAUGGACGAGAGGAGCCCGUACAACGUGACCAUCACGUCUGACCUGGACAUCCUACAGACCAUAGACUCCGGAGGAUCACGGGUGGAAAUCUCCGUACGGGAACUCCUGGAGAAUCGUUCCUCUGGACCUGUAAGGAUCACUAGGUCCAACGGUGAGGAGUACGAUGUGCAUCUGAACUAUGAACAACGACCUCCAAGACAUCCUAGGUUGACAAAGCUGGAAGACAUCAAACCGAGCUCGCUGAAUGUCUUCUUCAUCGAGACUCGGUGCGGGACAACCGAGCAGAUGAAGAAGUACGCUUCGUAUUCCGGGGUAGUGAUGAACGCUCGCCAGAUCUGCUCAGUCGAGUCUACAGCCAAGCUCAACCCCUCCAGACCCAUCUACAUCCUGCACACAUGUCCUCUAGACGACGACUUUUACCAAAAGUCACCCAGGUUCGUCCAGGAGCUCAUGUCCUACCCUAACGUUCACAUGGUCUAUCUCGACAUGGAGGAGUUCUUCUUGCGCACGAACGUCGAGGAGUUGUACUUUGGCGGGAGAUUUGAGGAGAGCAGACAUCCUAUAGAACACGUCAGUGACGUGGUUCGUCUCCUUACUCUGUGGAAGUACGGGGGAACCUACAUGGACAUUGACGUAGUUAGUAUUAGGCCAUUGGACGGUCUAGGAUCCAACUACGCUGGAUGGCAGGACGAAAGGACUAUUGCGUCAGGGGUCCUCAACUUUGACCCCGCCGGGUUUGGUCACCAGAUCCUGACUGAAUGUCUGGAUGACCUUCGGUUCAACUUUGACCCCAGGGAGUGGUCCACCAACGGACCUAUCCUCAUCACAAACACUCUCAUGAGACUCUGCAAUAUAGACAAGGGGAACGCCCAAUGCAGUGAGUUCACAGCAUACCCUAUCCCAGUGUUCUAUCCGCUCUACUAUACAGAGUGGAAAGCCUUCUUCGAGGAGUCGAUGGCCAAGAGGACUUUGAACAGGUUGAACGAAACCUACGUAGUACACAUCUGGAACAAGAUGAGCAGUAAGGGAGUUGUACGAGUAGGAUCUGGACAAGCUUAUGGCAUACUGGCUGAUAAAUACUGUCCUAAGACAUACUGGAACUGCGGACCUACGUUCUGAAGGGACGUAGAAGAGGAUCAGCGGAACAGGGAAUGAUGGGCAAGACGAUACAAGGCUGAAAAGGUUGUAGACGUGGAAGGUUGAAAUGCGUCUAGGUUGUUGGAAAGGAUACAAGUGGAAAAAGGAAAGAAUACUCGGUUAUUUAGAAAGUUGAAUUGAUUAAUAUGAAGAAUUUCCUUAUUGAUAAUAGCAACAACAUAAAAACCAAAUACAAUGCCUUUGAAAUCAUAUGAAUACUAGUGGAGGGUGUUCUUCGAAAGAAGGGACCAGAGCGUAAAGGGUGCUCUAAACAACCUGUUAGGCAUGACCCACACAUCUAAAAAAUUGGUGACUGACAAGAUUUGUCUCCAGUACUCAAAGGACAAGCUAUGUGAAGAAUUACUAGACAAUCCAAGACCCAAUGUUAUACAUUUGUUGCAAACACGUGCUUGCAACAUAACCAACAGCAAAAAAUAAUUUUAACGAGCAUGAUUAUGAAAAAUUGUUGAUGAAACCAGAAAAUACAAAAAUACAAAUAACAAAACUCUAUUGUUUCUUUUGAAAAGCAAGCACUCACACUAAAAAUCACUUUAAACACAUAAAUUUAGAAAGUAACUGAAUUAAACUUUGAUUCCUGUUCACAUAUCGUUCGUACUGUAGAAAGAUGUCGGAUGGAUUCUUGCUAGUGAAACAAAAAUCCUGUCCGUUUGGUUUAAAAGUUUUCAAGAUGAAUGUUCACCACAAACAACCUUCUUUGGUCGGAUGUUUUCCGAUUGUCCCAGUAUAUCAACUAUCUUGGCCAAGUCAAAG